Protopolystoma xenopodis is the source of this 441-nucleotide messenger RNA. NCBI's taxonomy places the organism in Eukaryota, Metazoa, Platyhelminthes, Monogenea, Polystomatidea, Polystomatidae. The record is from the annotation of a GenBank genome assembly.
GUCGACAUUUUAGAGAAAAUUCUUGAGGAUGUCAGCUACUAUUCUCUGUGGCCGGAUAUGAAAGAUGAAGAUUGCCUUGUGCUUGCCAUAAUCUACGACUAUAUUAUGAGAAACUACCAGAAACGGGCGCAGUUGCCCAAUGAUAGAGAGCUGCCUCAACCCUCCUUAACUUAUAUUCUAACGAAUUCCGGACGUGUUAUUCUCUGCCCCUCUGGAACGGAAGUAUUUCUUGCUUAUUUGCGGUUUGCAUUUUUCCAUCAGGCCGUUGAAGAGAGUAUUCAUGGCAUGCGUGUCCAAAUUGCCGCUUCAGUAGCUCGAAUCCGUGUUCGUCAGCAAGUUGGCUCUCUUCGCCUUCUCCUGCCCGAGGAAUGGAGGCAAGCUGAGUUGUACUCCGAGGAAAUGCCUUUCUAUGGUUGGUACAACCAGCUGGUGGGCAAGUGA